AUGAUCGAAAAAUAUUUUGUGUUAUCAAAUAUGAUGGAAAUUGAAGAGACCAAGGAAGCGCAAGACGCUAUUUUUUCGAUUGAUGUUUUGGCGUUAAUUAAUGAAGCCAGAAAUACUUAUGGUUUAAGGCAUCAAGACUAUUCGCGUUAUAGAAGGUAUUGUACGCAAAAGGUUCACCAGCUUCGCAGUUCUUUAAAUUUUACUCACGGAAAAGGAAAGUCUUUUCAAAAGAAAGAAAUAUCUGACGAAGUGUUUGAUGAUAUUAGAUAUUUGCAAAUCGUUUUGUUUAACGCCGAGCGUGCUUGGAGCUAUGCAAUGGAAUUAAAAAGAGAAUCUAGAUCAAAUG
Funneliformis geosporum is the source of this 346-nucleotide messenger RNA. Lineage: Eukaryota; Fungi; Glomeromycota; Glomeromycetes; Glomerales; Glomeraceae. The record is from the annotation of a GenBank genome assembly.